Messenger RNA from Penicillium maclennaniae, 1443 nucleotides. RefSeq lists its product as uncharacterized. The transcript has a single exon. Gene Ontology annotation, molecular function: phosphatase activity. The coding region runs from base 1 to 1443 and encodes 480 amino acids. Gene Ontology annotation, biological process: dephosphorylation. The record is from RefSeq and is a predicted model, not a curated record. Lineage: Eukaryota; Fungi; Ascomycota; Eurotiomycetes; Eurotiales; Aspergillaceae.
AUGCGUUAUUCCCUUCAGUCCGGUCUUAUCCUGGCCGUCUCCCUAGCCGCACCAGUCGUGGAUGCCGAGCGUGUGUUGGGUGCCUAUAUCUAUUCCCGCCAUGGUGAUCGCACCGCGAAGAUCUUUGGCAACACGGAACUGACCGAUCUGGGUUACCACGAGGUCUUUGCGGCUGGUUCUUUCUAUCGUGAUCGCUACAUUGCAUCUGGUUCCGAUAAGCAGAUUGAGGGAAUCAGUGAUGCUAUCGUUAAUGCAAAUCAGAUCUCCGCGAGCGCUCCCUCAGAUGCUGUGCUGCAGAACUCGGCCACGGGUUUCUUGCAGGGCGUGUAUCCGCCCGCGGCCAAGGCAGCCUCGCAAACUCUGGGGAAUGGCACUUCUGUUCAGGCGCCGCUGGAUGGAUAUCAGAUCAUCCAAGUGCAGAGUACCGGUACCAGCCAGGACAGUGAAAACUCCGCUUGGCUGCAAGGCUCCAGUGACUGCAGCAAGGCCACCGUGAGCAGUAACAACUACUACACUUCCAGCUCCUAUAUGUCGAUGCUGGCAUCUACCAAGGAUUUCUAUGCCUCAUUGUCACCCAUGCUGAACACCACCUUCAACGCGGACGAGAUGAGCUUCAAAAACGCCUACACCAUUUUCGACUACCUCAAUGUAGGCUAUAUUCAUAACUCAACCAAGGACUUCCCUCUCCGGGACAACUUGACCACUGAACUGUACGCCCAGCUCCUUCAGUUGGCCAGCAACCAGCAGUUCAACCUCGCUUUCAAUGCGUCCGACCCAGUGCGCGCCAUCGAUGGUGCUGUCUUGGCCGGCGAGAUCCUGUCUCAGCUCAAUGAGACCAUCACCUCGGAGGGCAAGUCCAAGCUCGGUGUCCAAUUCGGCUCAUAUGGUACUUUCAUGUCAUUCUUCGGACUGAUGCAGCUGCCCGCGGCAUCUGUCGAUUUUACCGGCAUCUGUGACUAUGCGUCUACCUUUGCGCUGGAGUUGGUGACCAACGCUACAGGCACUGGUAUGCCUUCAACCGAUGAAAUCAGCGUGCGCUUCAUGUUCCACAACGGCACCAUAACCGGCUCAGAUGAGCCCACCGUCUACCCUCUGUUCGGGCAGGCGAAUAACCUCAUCUCGUGGGACGAAUUCAAGACCCAGACAGAGAAGGUCGCGGUCCUCUCGGACGACCAGUGGUGCACUCAGUGCGGUAACACCGACGGGAAAUGCGCCAGCUCUGCAAGCACCAGCUCAACCUCCGACUCGACCGGCUCUUCUGAUAGCAGUUCGGGAGGUAUUUCGCGUGCCGUUGCCGGUGUUAUUGGCGCGAUGGUGACCCUUGCGGUGAUCCUGGGUCUGGAGGCCCUGUUCUUCCUUAUCGGUGGAUUCCGCAUCUCUAAGCGCCGUAAGGCUGGCCCUGAGAUGAUCUCGGCGGCUGGUGCGGCCGAUGAUAAGAAUUAG